Spodoptera littoralis (African cotton leafworm) is the source of this 2082-nucleotide messenger RNA. Lineage: Eukaryota; Metazoa; Arthropoda; Insecta; Lepidoptera; Noctuidae. The record is from the annotation of a GenBank genome assembly.
AUGUUACGAAUACUUAUUAUUUUUGUUAUAACUUCCACGUAUAAUUCCAGAUUACAAGUCGAAUCGUUUCCCAUUAUAAAAGACUUGCAUGAACGAAGAGACCUAGAAUUUGUCCUAAUAGACCUCCUGAAUGUUCUGACGAGGGACUAUGAGGUGACCUGCAUCGCUAUUAUCUGUGAUGAAGUCUAUCUGAACGUGUUCGGUGGGCCAUUGUUUAAAAGGACUGCGUCGGUACCUUACGUCAUGACUGUUGUAGAGGAUUACGAGGACUUGUUGUCUCCAAACUUCGUUACAUUAGAAUCAUUGAGAGCUGCUAGAAAAGAAGGGUGCAACGUAUACGUCAUAUUACUUGCUAAUGGCCUGCAAGCUUCCCGUUUGUUACGGUUUGGAGACAGGCAUCGCAUUCUCGACACUAGAGCUAAAUACAUCAUGUUACACGACUUCCGACUAUUUCGCAGCGAGCUUCACUACAUAUGGCGCAGAAUAGUCAACAUUAUAUUCGUAAAAUACCACAAAAAGAUUUUGGGUGUGUCCAAAAGUCGGCCUUGGUUCGAGCUCUCUACAGUGCCAUUUCCAAAUCCGAUAAAAGGGGUUUUUGUUCCAAGACGAGUGGAUAUUUGGAAAAACGAGAAUUUUUACUACAAGAGGCCUCUGUUUGCAGACAAAACUAGCAACUUGAAUGGUGAAGUGUUGAACGUUGUUUAUUUGGACCACGUACCGUCUGUUGUGGUAGUUAAAAACAAUGGAAGUAAUAAAAUAGGCGGUGUCGAAGUUGAGAUCUUACAUACAUUAGCUGAAAAAAUGAACUUCAAACCAAAACCAUACCAGGCUAUAAACGCUGAACUGCACAAAUGGGGCCAGAAACAGCCUAAUGGCUCUUUUUCUGGACUUCUGGGCGAGAUGGUUAAUGGAAGGGCAGAUGUGGCGUUAGGGAACCUGCAGUAUACGCCUUAUCACCUGGAGCUGACAGACUUGAGUAUACCUUACACGUCACAAUGUUGGACAUUUCUAACACCAGAAGCUUUAACGGACAAUUCUUGGAAGACGUUAAUUCUACCGUUCAAAUUGUAUAUGUGGAUAGCAGUUCUCCUAGUGUUAUUAAUAACUGGGACUAUUUUCUACGGUUUAGCAAAAAACCACAUGAACCUGCAAGAAUACAAAAAACUACGUCCAAUACAAACUAAGGACGACGAAGGCAUUGAUGCAAAGCCGGGACUUUAUCUGUUUGGAGAAAUAAUAAACAGCAUCCUGUAUACUUAUGGAAUGCUGCUUGUCGUAUCUCUACCAAGGCUACCAACGGGAUGGUCAAUAAGGCUCUUAACAGGCUGGUACUGGCUCUAUUGCAUACUACUGGUGGUGUCCUACAGAGCCAGUAUGACUGCUAUACUCGCCAACCCCGCACCCAGGGUAACCAUCGACACACUCCGAGAGCUCGUCGAUAGUAAAGUCACUUGUGGCGGCUGGGGCACGCAAUCCAAAAAGUUCUUUCAAGAAUCUCUUGACGAAAACACUCAGAAAAUCGGAGAUAAAUUUGAAACUAUAGACGACCCUAUGAAGGCUGCUAGUAAAGUGGCACAAGGAGUGUACGCAUAUUACGCCAAUUCUGAUUUUCUUAAGUACAUAAGUGUUACUAGGAAAGAUGCUUUGAAAGGUUCAAAGGGGAACUCGACAAAUACAACAGACAUCGCACCUAAAAUAGAUAGCCAACGAAACCUGCACAUAAUGUCAGACUGUGUAGUUAACAUACCAAUAUCUAUUGGUUUUCACAAAAACUCACCCCUGAAGCCACUGGCUGAUGUUUACAUGUGGAGGGUAGUCGAAGUCGGACUUGUUGAGAAAUGGCUCAAUGAUGUAAUGCACCCUAUACACUCACUAGAAACAAAUGAAGAUGAGCUGAAAGCUUUAAUGAAUCUUAAAAAGUUAUAUGGUGCCUUCAUUGCAUUGGCCAUCGGAUACACUCUCAGUGCCCUUUGCCUGGCUGGGGAAUUAACUCAUUGGCACUUCAUUGUAAAAAGAGAUCCCAAUUUUGACAAGUAUGCUCUUCACUUGUACUAUAGAAACAAAAACAAAAAGGACUAUUAA